Molecule: messenger RNA, 327 nt
Organism: Botrytis sinoallii
Lineage: Eukaryota; Fungi; Ascomycota; Leotiomycetes; Helotiales; Sclerotiniaceae
Exons: 2
Coding region: 1-327 (108 amino acids)
Source: RefSeq, a predicted model, not a curated record
AUGAAUGGGGCCGUUUUUCUGCUGAAUACUUCUUCUCAUGCACUCAGCGUUGCCACUGCAUCGGCUGCUGCUAUCCAAGAACGUGCCAGUAAUCUUUUCAUCAUUAACGACUUUAAAAGCUGCAUGUAUCAGCAACACAUCUUGCUCUUACUCAUUCGAGUAUGCUAUGACACAGGAACUGUUGGCGGCUCCACACCCUGGUCAAGCGCUCUCUCAACCACCGGCGGCAUGUUUCCCGACAUCGCCACAAGCGGCACUAGAUGCGGCGGUAUAAUCGAUUGGUAUACGCGCAUUUCUGAGAGUCUUGAGGUUUACGAUUCCCUCUAG